Rotaria sp. Silwood1 is the source of this 726-nucleotide messenger RNA. NCBI's taxonomy places the organism in Eukaryota, Metazoa, Rotifera, Eurotatoria, Philodinida, Philodinidae. The record is from the annotation of a GenBank genome assembly.
AUGACUAAAAGCUAUGCAUUACGUGAACGUUUAAUUCAUAUUCACCUAAAUGCUCGAUGGAAACCAAACGGUGUCACUGUAGCUGGAGGAAAUGGUAAAGGCACUGGAAUCAAUCAACUCUCGAUGCCAUCGGGUUUAUAUGUUGAUGAUGAACAAACGAUCUAUGUGGCUGAUAGAGAGAAUCAUCGUAUUGUGGAAUGGAAACCAGGCGCGACGAGUGGCCAAGUAGUUGCUGGUGGAAAUGGAGCGGGAAGUAAUGCAAAUCAAUUAUAUCAACCAUUUGAUGUGAUCGUCGACAAAGAAAGCGAUAGCCUCAUUAUCUGCGACCAAGGCAAUAAAAGAGUGGUUCGAUGGCCUCGUCGAAAUGGAAUAAGUGGAGAAACCAUCAUCUCCAACAUUUUUUGUAGAGGUUUGACAAUGGACGACGAUGGAUCUCUCUAUAUCAUUGACAAUGGAAACUAUGAAGUAAGACGUUAUCGAAGAGGAGAAUCUAAAGGAACCCUGGUUGCAGGCGGUCAUGGAAUUAGACAUGAUCCCGGUCAACUCUUUGAACCACAAUACAUUGCCGUCGAUAAAGAUCAUGCAGUGUAUGUCUCUGAGCACGGACAAUCACGUGUGACGAAAUGGGUGAAAGGUGUUGAAGGACGCAUUAUCGUGGCUGGUGGCAAUGGAAAAGGACCUGAGCUUACACGCAUGAUUGUACGAUCAUAUAAAUUUUCAACAUAA